Chiroxiphia lanceolata (lance-tailed manakin) is the source of this 4922-nucleotide messenger RNA. It is a transcript of the gene HP1BP3, whose product is annotated as heterochromatin protein 1 binding protein 3. Gene Ontology annotation, molecular function: nucleosome binding; DNA binding. Lineage: Eukaryota; Metazoa; Chordata; Aves; Passeriformes; Pipridae. Gene Ontology annotation, cellular component: nucleosome; nucleus; chromosome. Gene Ontology annotation, biological process: nucleosome assembly; heterochromatin organization. The record is from RefSeq and is a predicted model, not a curated record. The coding region runs from base 2354 to 4030 and encodes 558 amino acids. The transcript has 12 exons.
UUGUGAUUGUAACUGUGGUUCCUGUUUAGAGCUGUCUUUUGAAAUAGAGUGUUCAGGUAAUGUUUUGUGCAACUUGAUUUUUCUGUUAAAUGAAUCUAUUUUAUGUGGAGGGGGGAAUCAGUUUUCCUGCAUUGCUGUUGCAAAGCCACCUAGUUUUUUGCUUCAUUAUUUUGAGGGACUAAAUUCAGGCCUGUUUGUGGUUGAUAUUUCACAUCCAGUGCAGAAAACGACUUUUGAUCCCUGUGUGGAAAGAAAGGGGCUGAGCAGGUGCAGUGAGAUGCUCUCACAAGGUGGGGCUUGUGACUUUGCCCCUGGAGACUCUCAGUGCUUUGAAGUCAGGAGGAGAUUAUCCUGCUGCCCCCUUGAUUCCCUUUGGAGCAGGAGAUGAUCCAUGCAGAGGGAAUCAACGAUUUCUGCUGGAUUCUGCCUUAUUUGCCUGCGUUGUAGGCACAGAAGGGAGGAGUUGUGUUAAGUUUUACUCUUCAGAGCAAAAAGGCUCAAAUGGUUUGUACACUGAUCUAAACAAAGAGGUUUUUAGAACUCAGGCAAUUUUAAGUCAAAGUUGGGAGUAUUGUGUUUUCAUGCAUGUGCCAUGCAGGUCACACAGUUUAAAAAUAAAGAAAACCCAGGACCAGGUCAGCCACAGUGUGGCUUGUGUGUGUGUGUCAUCCCAGGGAAUGUGCCUUUUGUAUCCCCCAACUGAUUUCCCUGAGGAGGGAUUUGGAGUUGUUUGUUUUAGGAGUCAUUUCAAAAUGUUGUCAUUUUUUUAAAGGACUUCAGGCUCUGCGUGCCUGAAAAAACAUUGGAUAUUGAGCUGAAGCCUGGUGAAAAAUUUCAUUUUUCCUCUCACUUUCCACACUUAAGGAAGGAUUAUCCCUUAAAACAGGCCAAAAAGGUGCUGGGCUGUAGUUCAUAUGUUCUAAUAGACUAUUAGUAUUUUUUCCCAUCCUGACAUUUCACAGGAAAGCUUCAUUCAUCUCUUUUUUUUUUUUUGGCUUUUGGCAUGUGGUGUGUUUUGAUUCUUUCUGUUUUGUCUCAGAAGAAAACAUCCGGUGCUGCUGGGCUUUGCUUUCCCUGGUGCUGAGACAAGUCCGUGGUUUUUCAGAGUGACUGUUCAGCUCCUGUCAGAAGUGCUUCUGAUUAGGAAUCCCCAGUGCUGGAAAAUGAGAGGACUCUGUUUUGGGCAGGAAUUGGUGUUGGUGUGGUACAGGGCAAUGGGGAGAGCAGUGCUAAGUGCUGAAAAAGUGCUGAAAGUCAUCUUGAAAACAGGGCUGGCAGUGAUGGUGGGUCUCCGUUCAAGAGGAAAACACUCAGGUUGGGGAAAAUAUUUAUUAAAAGUGAAAAUGUGUGGAAAGUGCCUGCCUUCUGAGCAAAAACCCACCCAGAGGAGGGGAAAAUGGGAGCAUUUGGCUUUUUCUCUGUAAGGAAGGGAAGCACCCAGGCUGGAGGCUGGAACGGGGGAGGAUGGUCCAGCCCUGGUUUGCUGGAGGUGAGGCUUUGCUUCUGAGGUUUUUGAAGGGGUGUUGAGAGGAGCUGAACGAGCCUGUUUGUGAUGAGCCCUGUUCUGGGAUGGAAUCAGUGGAGCCCCUCUCCAUAGGAGAGGCCAGUGCAGGCAGGUGGGCAACAGGUAAGAAAGGCUGUAAAAGUGUAACAGUAGUAAGGAGUGAGACUUGGUGAGGGUUAAACUAAGCUUAACCUGUUUGGCAUCCAUGGCAGUGUGUGUGCUUGGAGCAGAGUUUUGGAAAGCUUACCUUUUUUGGUGGAAAGCACGGAAAAUGCUGGUUUGUUUGUUAUCUUUUUUAUCAAAAGACUCCUUCUUUAAAUGCAUGGGGUUUAAUUUGGGGUGGGGGCAUGGUUUGGGUCCCCAGUGUUUGUGUUUCCUGCCUAACAGACCAAAUGGUUUCAUUCCUUACUCUGUGUGUCAGCUCCUGCUCUCACCCAGCGUCACUGAGGGCCACAGUGCAAUGGCUGCUUUUUGCUAACGCUUGCCCUGAAUUUGAAGAGCCUUUUUAAUUUUCAGCCAUGUUUUAAUGGAGCAGGUCUGGCUUGCACCUUCCCCAGUUCUGCUCCAUCCAUAGCUCUGCAGUUCCCAUCCACGUUUUAGCCCCUCUGUUGAAUGCAAGUGUUGCUUGUCAGUUGUGUUAGUCACGAGCUGUAAAUCAUUUACCCUUUUCUUUUUAAUCUUUAGUUUGAUAGAUACGUGGACGUAGAUGUUUUUGUUUUGUUAAUUUUCACACCACAUCUUUUCUGUACUUUAGGUUGACUCCUCACUGCACUGUGAAAACCAUUAGGAAAAAGUUCCUUGGGGUUAAAACCUGGGGCUCCACAGUGUUGGGGCUAGAAAUUAAUUUAAAUGGCGACUGAUCUGUCUGAAGCUGAACCCGUGCAUCAUAAGGCGCUUCCACUCUUAACGGGAGCUCAGCUGAUCCACACGGACAAGUUAAGUGAGAAAGCUGAAGACGACACGAUGCCAAUCCGCCGCUCCGUGAAUUCCGCUUCCCGGGAAACUCCUCCCAAGAGCAAACCUGCCGAGGGGGAAGAGGUCAAAGCAGAUGCAGAAGUCACCUCUGAGGAAUCUGCCUCUGCUGGAGAGGAACAAGAGACUGAAACCCUGCCUGCUGCAUCCAAUGAAGCAGAACAGCCAAAGGAACCUGAGAAUGAAGGGAAGGGGGAAACAAAGUCCUCAGAAGAAACCAAAAAGGAUGAGAAGGAUCAGUCCAAGGAGAAGGAGAAGAAGGUGAAGAAGACCAUCCCUGCGUGGGCCACGCUCUCUGCCAGCCAGCUGGCCCGGGCACAGAAGCAGACCCAGAUGGCAGCCACCUCCCGGCCCAAAAUGGAUGCCAUUUUAACCGAGGCCAUCAGGGCCUGCUUUCAGAAGAGUGGCGCCUCGGUCGUUGCAAUAAGGAAAUACAUCAUCCACAAAUACCCUUCCCUGGAGCUGGAGAGGAGAGGGUAUCUCCUGAAGCAAGCACUGAAAAGGGAGCUGGAGAGGGGGAUCAUUAGGCAGGUGAAAGGAAAGGGAGCUUCUGGGAGCUUUGUGGUGGUGUCUAAUGCAGGAAAAACUGUUCCAAAAGCCAGAGACAGAAAGAAAAGCACCUCCGCCCCGACUGCAGAGCAGCAGGUGAAGCUGGAGGACGUCCUGCCCCUGGCCUUCACCCGCCUGUGUGAGCCCAAGGAAGCUUCUUACAGCCUGAUCAAGAAAUACGUGUCUCAGUAUUACCCCAAACUCAAAGUAGAUGUAAGGCCCCAGCUGUUGAAGAAUGCCCUGCAAAGAGCUGUAGAGAAGGGCCAGUUAGAGCAGAUCACAGGGAAAGGAGCGUCUGGGACAUUCCAGCUGAAGAAAUCAGGGGAGAAGCCCCUGCUGGGUGGGACUCUGAUGGAAGACGCCAUCCUGUCUGCUAUUGUGGCCAUGAACGAACCGAAGACCUGCUCCACCACAGCGCUGAAGAAGUAUAUCCUGGAAAAUUACCCAGGGACCAACUCCAACUUCCAGGUGCAUCUACUGAAGAGAACCCUGCAGAAAUGUGAGAAGAAUGGCUGGAUGGAGCAAAUUUCUGGCAAGGGCUUCAGUGGAACCUUUCAGCUUUGCUUCCCUUAUUAUCCCAGCCCAGAUGUGCUCUACCCAGAGAAGCAGCAGGAUGAGGACUCCGAGGAAUCUGAUGAGGAAGAAGAGGAGGAAUCUGAGGAGGAAGAAGAAUCUGAAGAGGAAGAGUCUGAGGAGGAAGAGCCCCCACCAAAGAAGAGGAUGCAGAAGAGGCCACCUCCCAAAUCCCGGAGCAGGGCCCCUCCGAUGAAGCGAAGAGAGUCCAAACCCAAGCCAAGGAAAACCCCCGCAGCCCGCCGGGGGAAAGCAAAGCCCCCUCCCAAGGUUAAAACCCCUGCUAAGAAAGCCAAACCAGCAGCCCCAGCCAUCAAGAAACCCUCUGGUGGCAGCUCUUCCAAGAAACCAGCAGCCAGCGGGAGGAAGGAAGUGAAACCCUCUGCUAAGGGCAAAUCCACCAUGAGGAAAUCUCUCCGGGCAAAAAAGUAAAAUGUUUCCAGUGUCAGGGAACCCCAUGGUCAAAUCCACAAUCUUGUUUUAUAAGUCAACGUGCAUUUGUAUUUUAGUUCUGAUGCUUAAACACUUCUUUAAUUUUUUUUUAUUUUUGUUUUCUUGAAUGAUGGGGGAAAAGCUGAAAACUAAAUCAAACCGCCCCGAGCGUUCGGUAGAUCUCGAUGCUGUGCCUCGUGCCUGCCCCUCCCCUGGAACGAGUCAUCUUUAGUUUCUGCAAUAAUUUUAGGACUUUUCUAGGACGUCUCUAAUCUGUACAUUUACGGUGUUCCGCGUGGGUUCCGGGGGGAGGGUUGGCUUUUAAAACAAUUCUUCAAAGAAGAUCUUUAUAUCUUUAGACAGCAGGAACAGGAUGACUGGGGGAAUGUGAUUCUUUAAUGGGAAGGUGCCGCGGCAGAAGAGUCCUCCCUAGAUCCCUGCAUGCCGAGGGCCUUGGCGCUUCCGUGGGGAGCCGUGUACAUACAGCACUUGCACUGAGCCCCGAGGUGCUGCUUUCCUCAGAGCCACGGGCUGAGGGGGUGGCACAUCCAGCUCCUCCCGACCAGCCAGGGCUGUGUGACGAGGGUGAGUCGCAUCUUCGGCCUCUCCUGAGGGUCUGGUGCCAGAGGGGCUCCAAAAGGGGCAGUUCUCGAUCAGGCGGGUGAUUUGAGUUAGUGUUUCCACACCACAUCUGUUACCUUGAAACCAAAAUAUAUCAAAGUCUUCUUGAAUCCAACUUUCAGAUGUUUUUAAGAGAUGAAAAAGCCUGAGUUUGUCCCCUCUUGUUUACCCUUUUUUAAAGAGAAGUUGGAGAGCUAUACAAUUGCUAAUGUAGAGAUGUUGAUAAGUGAAGAACAUGCGGUUUGCUAAAAUAAAAUGAAACUAGAUUCCA